Caenorhabditis angaria is the source of this 295-nucleotide messenger RNA. The record is from the annotation of a GenBank genome assembly. Lineage: Eukaryota; Metazoa; Nematoda; Chromadorea; Rhabditida; Rhabditidae.
AUGCCCCCGCUCAAGAAGAAAGUAAAGGCUGAAAAAUCACGCAAGAAAAAUAUCAAAAGGCGGCAAGUUAAAAAGGACAAAAAGGUAAAAUUAUGAGUUUUUUCUACAAAAAAAAACAAUAUUUGGAUUUCAGAAUCAAGCACGGUUGGAAGCGGCGAUGAAGGAUAUUCAAAAUCUCAAAAUCGGUUCGGGUAAAAAUAAAAAGUUGCCGAAACUAGAAAAACGAAAAUUGAAAUUGAAGAAAGAGGGAGAACAACGAAUUAUGAAAGAGUUUAAAAAUUUGAAAUUUGAUUAA